UUUUUUUAGCCGUUCUCCUCCGAAUCGUGUUUAAUGUUGUUCGCCUGAGCCCAAUUGAAUUUUUACACGACGCGUCCGUCUCCCCUGAGUACUGCUGACGAGUACGCGCUCGUCGUGUCGCCCGCUGGCAGGGAACUUCUUCUCUCCGGACCGCUCGCCAUUCGCCGACCGCGCUAGGCGCCGUCCCGCGGCUCCUCCUGACUGAGGCGGAGGGUGUGCGACGACGCCCGCGCUCCCUCUCCGUUCCGGAAGUGCGCCGUGUCCGCGCUCCGCUCGUUCGCUGAGCUGCGCUCAACGCCGCAGCCGUGUGCGUGCGCGCGCCCGUCUGCCGCUCGUCUCCGCUGCGUCGCAUCGGGCUCGGCGCUGGCCGCACGGAGCGCCCCGGUUCGCUUCUUCGACGCCCUGACUGAGCAGAAAUGGAGAAGUUGGACGCUACUUCCGAGCUCCAGUCCCGACUGUCCUCGCUGUCGGUGUCUUCCUUCCCGGGAAUAACGUCGAAAAACUGCGAGAACAACUCUGAAGACCGGCUCCGGAGCACGGACCUGUCGCAGCAACCACACAGCCCCGCGAGCCUUCCCGGGGCCGAUGGCGCCGGAGACGCGUCGAUUCAGCCAGCUGCAAAGAGUAACCACAACCCCUCACUAGGGUCACCCACAGAGGGUGACGCAGAGUUGGUCGGCAACAGUGGCAAAGAGCAUCCUGAAGAUGGGAAAGCCUCCUUGCCCCCCCUCAAGCCUCCCUCCACCUGGACGUCCCCGGCCCUGAAGGAGCUGAAGGUUAAGUUGCGGCUGGAGAAGGACGCCGUGGUGACCGUGUACCGUGGCGAUGUCAUGACAGUGCAUGUUCCCACUGUUCCUGAAGCCAAGCGAAUUUGCUGGGAGUUUGCCACUGAUGGCUAUGACAUUGGCUUUGGUAUCUACUUCGACUGGUCACCGGUCACCAGCCGUGCCAUUACUGUGCAGAUAAGUGAGUCCAGUGAUGAUGAGGAUGAGGACGAGGACAUUGAAGGUCCUGUCAGUCCUGGCGAUGUAGAGAAGGGGUCCAAAUCAUCAGCCAACUCUAAUUUGGGCGAGAUCCUACCCGUGUACCGCCAGGACAGCCACUUGGCUGUGCAGGGGGGCAGCCAUGACUUCCCAGGUGAGGGGACAUACCUUCUGAAGUUUGACAACUCUUACUCCCUGUGGCGGAACAAGACUCUGUACUAUAGAGUGUACUACAGUGCCUAAGGGCCACAUUGGCUGUGGCAGAUGAAUGUGCAACUGCAAAAGACUUCAAAGAUAUAUAUUUUUGAAUCUAUAUAGUGUAUGUUAGGUUUCCACCUAUAGGUGCAUUUAUAUAUAUGUAUGUUGAAAUCAAUUGCUUUUGCUCUCACAUUAUGGGUUCUAACUAAUGGAAGAAAGUUUGAAAAUGGACAAAGAUGACUUUUGUGAAUAGAUCUCUGUUUUAGUGCAUUUUAUCAGAGUUUGUGUAUGUGCAAUGUUCUGUUUUCAUAUGUUGUGUAAUAUUAUACCCACAUCCCAUGUUUAUCAAUUCAAUGUAGUCUAUAAACCUAUUUACCAGUGGCAAAGUUCAGGCAAUAUAUGUGCUGAAUGAGUUAUGUUGGUAGGAGUUCCCAGACCAGUGUGGUACUUGUAAUGUGUAAAGCCCAUGUAAAAAAUGUGAUAGGCAAUCAGGAGCUUGCAGAUUUGAGUGAGGAAUUCAUGGUUUAAAACAGCCUGUUUUGAUUUUGUUUAACAUCAGUGUCUCUGUGUCACUGUUGGGAGUCAUUACAAGAACCAUUAUUUUAGUUGAUGUUCAAGGUGUGAAUUUAACUAAUGGGUGUCAAAUUCAGUCUGUGAAUGUUUGAGAGUGUAUGGUUUUCUGUUUAAAUACUAUAUUUAAUGGUUGACAGAUCAUUUUUUCAUAAAUUAGCAGAAAAACAAAAAUGUUUAAAUAUUUUUAGAAAUGUACAAAUUUGGCUGACAGUGAAUAUAAGUGGGAAGACGAAAUGGACUCUUUAGUCCAUUUAAGGCAGGUUGGAUCAAAAACAAACAUACAUAACCAGCUGUCCAUGGACUGAGUGUGAAAGCUGUACCUUGAACAGCUGCAGCCCUGUAGGACUGGGACCAUCUGCCUUGUGGAGGUUGACUGUAGCUCCCUUUCCAUCAGUUCCUCUGUUUAUGUUAGGUUCUUAUUUGCAGUAUGACGGAUGCAUUUAGUUGCUCUACAAGAGUAACAGUAUUCAUAAGUUAAGGCCAAAUUUUCUACAUGAAUAUUGUACUGCCCAAGGGGGGCCUCUUUCAUAUGCUGGAACCCUUAAUACUCAAAUGAUUUUUUUUUUUUUUUUUUUUCCUCCCCCCCUUUUUUUAACCUAUGGCUUUGAAAGCUGGGCAGUCUUGACAAUCUUCUGGUAACUUGUGUUCAGUUAAUGUUGAAUGGUGACUGAGAAAUUGCCAGACAACAAUUAUCUGAUAAAAGUAACAAUAAGCAGAAACACUAAUAUUAAGAUUAUGAAAUACUUCUAACCUUAUAUUGUAUGAUAGUGAAAAAAUGCAUCUUGAUUAUGUUGCUGAUAGGUACAGUAUUUACACUGGCAAUAUCCUCCUUUAGUAGAAAAGCAGAAGUUUAACUUGUAACCACAGUAUGUGGGUGAUUUAAGGUUAUACUGUUACAGCACAGCUUGUGAUUAUUAACCCUUAAUAAAUUUCUUAAAUGUACAUCACUUUGGAAAAACAUCUGCUAAAUGAAUAACUGAAUCAGGCAACCUUGAGAUGGGUUCUAAUGUGAUGUUUUUGUUUAACACACAAUCACUAUGUAAUAACUCAUCACUCUGCUUACUGUACAUGGCUGUACCUUAUGUGCUAUUAAGAUCUGAUUGAAAAAAAUGUAUAUACCCUCACACUGGUUUGGAAGCCCCUUGCAGACUUGUAAGUAAUUCGGCACCUGUUCCUGUUUACAAAGAGACCAUUUAUGCUCUGCUGCUAUAAAUAUAAAAAAAAGAAGCUUUACAUGUUUGCUGUCCGGUCUCUCUUUCAGUUUGGAAACUGUAGCUAUGAGUAUUUUUAUUUAAUAAAUGAAGGC
Messenger RNA from Scleropages formosus (Asian bonytongue), 3060 nucleotides. It is a transcript of the gene tmed8, whose product is annotated as transmembrane p24 trafficking protein 8. The coding region runs from base 417 to 1226 and encodes 269 amino acids. The transcript is spliced from 6 exons. The record is from RefSeq and is a predicted model, not a curated record. Gene Ontology annotation, cellular component: Golgi membrane. NCBI's taxonomy places the organism in Eukaryota, Metazoa, Chordata, Actinopteri, Osteoglossiformes, Osteoglossidae.